AAGUAGUUAUCGGAUUUUUCUAUAUUACUAAAUAUCUCUUUUUUUAGUAUUGGGUUCGCAAAUAUUUAUCUAUUUCAUCAGAGCCACAUAAAAUUUUUUCGCUCAAUCCGUGCUCAUUUCCGAUCCAACUGAUCAAAUUGAUAACUUUGUCCUGAAAUCUUAAAAUUAUUCACCAACUAUAGAGGAGACCAUUCCCCUUUGAGGGUAGAACGAUAUGUAUUACUUUGCCUUAUACACAUCAAUAGUACUAGCGGUAGUGCUAGUUCCGUUCUUAAUUCCUUUAAAGUCCAGAAAUAUAUGGCAUAAUUAUAUUAAAACGAUUCUCAGUGUGUGUCUCCUUGUAUCAAUUUUGAUUACAAUUACUCCUGAAGCAGCUGUCAACGGUGCUCCAAUCAACAAAUAUGGUAAGGAAAAAAUAGCAUUUUUGAGUUGUAACUAUCAGAUAGUAUCUAUGACUACAUUUUGCAGUAGUCCGGAAUUUGACUAUUGUUACUGUAUAAAUCCAUCAGCACUAUCCACAAUAUCCCAUUGUCUACUUGUUGGCCAUCCCGAGGAGGUCAAAGAAUUCUUAGGUCAAUGCCAACAAAAUUAUAACAUCACAAUAACAGAAGAUCAAUUCAAAAAAGCUCAUGAAGAAUACUUGGAACAUUCAAAAUCAAUAGAUGAAAUUGAAAACUAUUCUCCAUCAAAGUUGGUUGAUUUUCCUGUAAAAUUAAAUGAAUCUUUGAUAUUGGGUUUCAGAGAUUCUUUUGAUAGAUAUCUUGGAAACUAUGAUAAAUCUAUUAAUUACGGUGGCUAUAUUGUUGUUUACUGGAUUAUUGUAUUUGUAUUGGCUGCUAUUUCUAAUUGGUCAAAGGUAUUAGUUCCAAGAAUAAUCAAGAGUUAUGGUACUGCAACACUCUGGAACUGGGUACGCAAGAAUAUCCUGUUACCAGCUUCAGUUGGAAAACAUAAGACAACAGAGAAAAAAGCAUUUGGAUUAAUUUCAAUGCUAGUUCCUACCAGAAUUGAAACAAUUAUAUUGACUGGGUUCUUGAUUCUAUGCUCCUUUUUCACUGUUUACGACAUUAGUGCUGCUGAUAAUGACCCCUUAUUUCCUUCAAAGACUAAAUCUAUUGCAAGAAUGUUAGCUGUGAGGGCUAGUAUAUUGACCAGUCUGUCUAUGCCAUUAAUGAUAUUAUUUGGUGGCAGAAAUAAUUUCUUGCAGUGGUUAACCAGAUGGGAUUAUGCAACUUUCAUAGCACUCCAUAGAUGGACUUCUAGAGUAAUUUUUAUUUUAGUAUUAGGUCAUGCAAUAGGUUACACAAUUUAUUUCGGAAGUAUUGACCUGCCAUACCUUCACGAAAGUUAUGUUAAAUGGGGACUGGCAGCUACCAUGGCAGGUUUAGCAAUCAUGGUUCAAGGGCUUCUAGUAUUGAGAAGGAAUUGGUACGAAGUAUUCCUCUUAUUACAUAUUAUUCUUGCUGCAAUUUUCAUAAUAGGUGCUUGGGUACAUGUCCUAAAUUUAUAUUGUUCAUGGUUUUAUUAUUACUCUGCUGCAGUUUGGGUGUUUGAUCGUAUAAUAAGACUUGGAAGAUUGAUUUCGUUUGGGUUUCCUCAGGCAUCAGUAACUCUUCUUGCAGAUGAAACUCUUCGAGUAGAAGUUCCAGUUCCUGAAGAUUGGGAAAUAAUUCCGGGAGGGCACGUAUUUAUUCAUUUCUUAAAACCAAGUUGUUUUUGGCAAUCUCAUCCCUUUACAUAUAUAAAGUCUUCCAAUGACAGAUCUAUAGUAUUGUUUAUCAAAGUCAAACAAGGAGUGACACAGAGACUAUAUAAAGAAUUAUUGGCAGCACCAAAUAAUGAAUUGAAGUUACGAGUAGCCCUUGAAGGAUCUUAUGGUGAAACUUCUCCAGCACGCUACUACGAUAAUUCAAUAUUUAUAGCAGGUGGAAGUGGAAUUCCAGGUAUUUAUUCAGAAGUUUACGAUUUAUUGAGGAAUUCAAAUGACUUGAAAGGGACUCUCAAAUUAGUGUGGAUAAUGAAAGAUAAUCGAUCAGUUCUUGGGUUCCGCAAGGAGCUCUUACAAUUAAAAGAUUCAAAAGUAGAUGUGACAAUUUUCAUCACGAAGUCAGUUAUGCCGAUAUUAACUGAACAAGCAGUAACAAGCAGAGAUAGUAUAUUACAAAAAGCUGAUAGUUUCUUGAGCUACAGCUCAUUUGAGGAGUCGAGUCUCUCUUCAAUAAAAAUGAUUACAAGGCAAGAGUUAAAUGGGGAACACUUGAGGAAGGAAUUUGGGUUCAUUAAGUUUCAGGAAGGUAGACCAGAUAUUGAGAAAUUAGUUAGUCAAGCUAUAAAAGAAUCGACUGGAUCGAUAUGUUUUGUAACCUGUGGUCAUCCUGUUAUGGUAGAUGAUAUUAGAGCAACAAUUGUUGAUUCUAUAGAUAUAAAUGAAAAGAAAAGGAUUGAUUUCUUUGAACAAUUGCAAGUUUGGGCGUAGACUUGGAUAUAGAUUUGAUAUAUAGAAGUUUUUUUACGUUUUUAAUAGAUUAUUUUGAAACAUUUUAUAU
Molecule: messenger RNA, 2546 nt
Organism: Scheffersomyces amazonensis
Lineage: Eukaryota; Fungi; Ascomycota; Pichiomycetes; Serinales; Debaryomycetaceae
Gene: FRE9
Product: Fre9p
Exons: 1
Coding region: 215-2476 (753 amino acids)
Biological process (GO): copper ion import; intracellular iron ion homeostasis; iron ion transport
Cellular component (GO): plasma membrane
Molecular function (GO): ferric-chelate reductase activity
Source: RefSeq, a predicted model, not a curated record